This is a messenger RNA of Colletes gigas, 1215 nucleotides long. It is a transcript of the gene CIA30, whose product is annotated as complex I intermediate-associated protein 30, mitochondrial. The record is from RefSeq and is a predicted model, not a curated record. Gene Ontology annotation, biological process: mitochondrial electron transport, NADH to ubiquinone; mitochondrial respiratory chain complex I assembly. The transcript has 3 exons. Gene Ontology annotation, cellular component: mitochondrion. Bases 227 to 1093 code for a protein of 288 amino acids. Lineage: Eukaryota; Metazoa; Arthropoda; Insecta; Hymenoptera; Colletidae.
GGCCAGCAGAGGCAGGCAGAGACCCACACAUGCUGGCAGAGGUCAGCAGAGGCCAGCAGAAGCCAGGAGAGGCUGGGUCGAUAAAUAAGCGCCAUCUAGCGUCGAAGUGAACGAGAGUUAGUCCAUAUAAAAUACGAAUGAGCAAGAAUUAAUGUACUCGCGCGUUUGCACGUCGUGUAUGUAGGUAUCUUAUGAUAUUUUUGUUUAAUCGCCCUAUAAGACAAUCAUGAUUUCUGUAUCACGACUAUGUUUGAAGAGAAGUAAUAAAAGAGGGUUUCACAAAAGUUGUAUAUCGUAUAUGUACGAAAGAAAAGGAAUACAUUAUCCGUACAAAUAUGACAUACCACCAGAACCGGAAAAUUUAAGUAUCUUUGAAAAAAUGCGAAAUGGAUAUCGUGGAAUGAAGGAAGAGGUAUCGUUAUUUCGAAAAGAGAUACGGGAUAAAUAUAGAAUGCGCUCUAUUAUAAUUUCACCAAGCGCAGAGAAUAUCGUUUGGAAAUUCGAUGGAACUUUAAAAUCGCGGAAUGAAUGGGUUCUAACCUGCGAUAGUGAUUACGAUAAUGGUUAUUCAACCGCUAAAUUAGAAUUGUCCUCUCGUGGCACUGGAAUAUUCCAUGGUGUAUUAAGUACCGAAUUACCUAAAGACGGUAGAACGAUGAUUGCUGGUUUUUGUAACGUAACAACAGUACGAAAAUUGAAGUCUUUUAAACGAAAAAUUAAACUCGAUUGGGCAAAGUACAAUAGUCUGGUUUUAAAAGUUAGAGGAGACGGUAGAUGUUAUAUGUUGAAUAUUUUACAAAAGGGACCGAUUGAUUUAUUCUGGUACAAGGCUCAUCAUUAUGUAUUAUAUACCAGAGGUGGACCUUAUUGGCAGUAUGUUAAAAUACCAUUUUCUAAAUUCGCGAUGGGUGGAAGAGGUGUAUUACAAGACGUUCAAAGUUCUUUGGCGCGAUCCGAUGUCACGAAUUUUGGUAUUACUAUUUGCGAUAAAAAAAAUGGGCCAUUUAGUUUAGAAAUUGACUAUAUCGGUGUAUGUUACGAUAUGUGUCACUUUGAACAGUUUGCGUACGAAACGUACGACAUGAGCAAAUAAAACUAACGACGUAGAUCAAUUACCAAAUAAAAAUAUUGUUAUUCGUUUCAUUGUUAAAUACAGUACAUAUUUAAAUAACAUUUAUUAAAGAAAGCAAGUAAUAAAUCUAAACAUAGCAUCGA